This is a messenger RNA of Uloborus diversus, 5909 nucleotides long. RefSeq lists its product as uncharacterized. NCBI's taxonomy places the organism in Eukaryota, Metazoa, Arthropoda, Arachnida, Araneae, Uloboridae. The coding region runs from base 1 to 5838 and encodes 1945 amino acids. The record is from RefSeq and is a predicted model, not a curated record. The transcript is spliced from 15 exons.
AUGGAAGGGUCAAGCGAGGAGAAACAGUCACCAUCCCAUCAGUCCAAAGAAUCAAUUGCAUCACGUGAUCCAUCUCAAGAGCGUUCAGACACAUUGUUCGAUAAUUCGCUUUCCCUUUAUACGGAACCCAGUGAAUAUCGGCAGACGACAUACGAAAAAGACGAAGAAAAGUCAAAGGCAGCGGAAGACUCAAAACAAUCAUCGAUGGGUGAAGCUUUGAAAUCAGAGAGGGAUUUUAUAGAAUAUGUCAUGUCGUUGCCGUCCAAAGACAGCACAGAUCACCACAAAUCAGCUGAUUCAGUGUCUAACAGGAGCAAUAAAAGUCCAGCAGCUGUAUGUGGGACUGGAUGCACAACUAAGGUUGGUCUGGACCAUUUGGAUAACCUGUGCAAAUUAAUGGAACAGCUUAGUGACCUCAGAGAAACCAACAGUAAAUUGCAAAAGAGAGUGCAGUAUUUGGAAGAUCUGAAGACAUUACAUGAUAUGCACAAAGAGAUAAGUGACGAAGGCCGUUCCAGCUCUGAUGAUAUCCUUGCAUCUGACCUUAGGCCAUAUUGCUUAAAGAAAAGUGCCACUGAAUCUCACUGUCCGCGAGAUGUGGAGGUGUCGCCCCUGGGUGCAGUUCGAAGUCCCUCCAGGUAUCUGGGAGGUCGCAGGGGGCGGAGCCAGCAACUAGAAGGACCCCGAAGAGAGAGGAGUAAAUCCGUCGGACACGAGGAUGGAUCAGAAGACACAAAAUCCAAGAGACUUUUCCCAAAAUGGUCGAAAGUGAAGGAGGCUUUCGGAUGGGAAAGCGAUCGCAAAGAUGGAAUGAAAAUAAAGCCAGUUGGCAGUGUUCGAAUGCCAAGAAGAUGUUCUGACGAAUCUCACCAGUCAUCUCAGUUGCAACGGGAAUCUCCCAUUUGGUCUCAGGAAUAUGGUUCCCUUCACUUAUCCAUUGACGAUGAUGAAGACGAAAUAAUUCAAACAGAUGGAUUGAAGAAAGAUAAAGGAACUUCUCGUUUAGAAGCACCCAUCGACUACAUCAGGAGGCAGAAAUCCACUCCAAGUCCAGGCAGUGACAAAAUUGCUUCUUAUAGCGAAAACACAGAAAUGAAACCUAAAUAUUCCACCAUUGAGCGUGAUUCCUACAUCUCUCAGGACCUGAGCAAAUUCGACAAGGAAGACACGAAAAGAGGGAAGAGUCCAUGGGGGCGGGUGAAGACAAUAAUCGAACGUCGACGGGACAGCAUCAAAAGACGAUCCGUUCGGAGAGAACACAAUGCCGAGUAUGAUGCCUCCACAAGCAAACAAACUCCAGAUCCCAAUGAUUCGUUUGAACUGUCAGGUCAGUCCGAGUGUGUGGAUUUCGAAAACAAGUCCUACCACCACAAAGAAUCUAUCAAAUACAAAGGAAACAAACCUGGACCUAUUGCUAUUGAUACAGAUAUCGAAUGCUGUGGUCCAAGGACUCCAAGUUCUUCACCAACCUUUCAGAGAAAGUCCAAAUGGACACGUAUGAAGAAAGUGCUUACUGGUAAGAAGGAGGAUGACAGAGAUUCUCUUUCGCAGUCCACCCCGGCCAGCCCCAACAACGCACGCGAUGGAAAUUUCAAUUUUGACGCAAUCGAAGAAAUUUCUCAAGACUCUUUUGACGAAAACCGAGAAAUGCAGCGAGUAGGAAGCGAGAGUCACGUUCAUCAGCUGGCUCUAAAUGCCCCUUCUUCGGAGAUUAUGCUUCAGCUACAGAGGAAUCUCAGCGAAGAUUUCCACAGAAAGAUUCUCGAAUGGGAACGCAUACGAUCCGCGGGACCCCUCUCCUCCUCCCCCAACUGGGACAGGAAAUCCGACACCAACAGAAGCCGGAAAAAAUCAGAGAAAGACGACAAAAGCACCAAGCCGAAACUUAAAGAUCUCACGUGGUUAGAAAAAGAGUUGCAGAAGAUUGAGAAAGAAAAGCAAAGAUUGUCCAAGGAGAGACAGAAAUACGAAGAACGUGAACUGAGGUUGGAAAAACUGAAAGAGACAGUUCUUAGUGCAAAGAAUACCAACAAGAAAGAGGUACUAGUCAGGACAUCGGCUGGUGAGUUCAGAUUUGAAGGUAUAUCAGACGCUUUCACCAAAAAACUCUACGAGUGGGAAACCAAGCGAGGAUUUGGACCGGAGUUAUCCACCAUUGCCUUGUUGGAUUCCAGUCGCUUGACAGUGCAGCCUAGCUUGCUACCGAAAUCUGGUGCUUUACAGCGAGUGAUCUCCCGAUCUGAGUCUAGCAUAGCUGAUAUUGGCCAACCCUCGCACAAUUCGUCUAACUCGCUGCCUUCUUUGAAGUUACCCGACUCGAUGGAAGCGGUUCACCCAUCCAGAGCAAACUCGGAACCGGACUUGUCAACGUUAGUAGCUCUAUCAAAUGAGCGGGAUGUCUCGAUGACGAGCUUGGCGAGGCACGUGAUGACAGAGGAGCACAAAGAAGUGAAGGACGACGACGACAACAGGAGGACAGACAGCGAAACGUACUACGGACUGCUGGAGGAAAAUGUCCUCCUCUUGGAGCAGCUGCGUGACAAGGAAGAGAUCUGCCGACGUCUCGAGCAAGAGCUGGAAGUUCUGGACAAGAAGGUGGACUUCAUGAACGCUCACCAUGGCCAGGAGACAGAGAGGUAUAGAGAAAAGCUGUGGGAGAUGCAUAAACCCGGUGCUACACCCAGAGAUGUCCAGUGCUGUCUGCUUACGAUGUCCCAGCUCAAGAAGAGGAUCGAAACGUUAGAAAAGUGCACAGAGAAGCUGAGGAAUGACAGAGAAUCUGUUGAAGAUAGUUUCCGCUACCAUUCUAAGCAGCAAGAAGACAUGACUUUGGAUCUUUUGGAAAAAAUGCGGGAACUUCAAGCAGCUGGGUCUUCUGCGGAUUGCGAGUCACCGCAACACUCAACAAAUACCUUGAAUGUGAAUGUGGUGGAAAGACUUCAGCAGUUAUCAGCACUGCUCGUUAAGCAGACUCGUGACUUAGAGGAAACUCUUGCUGUAAAGUCACAUCAGAUUUGUCAACUGCGGUGGGAGCUGUUACAUCGAGAUCUGUCUACUGCAAAGCUGGAAACGGAACUCCAUACGCAGUCCGCUCAUCGGAAGCGAUCCCACUAUGCCCAUUUUAGAUCGCACUCGUCCGAAGAAACCUCUUCACUCAUGCCUCCCCUCAUUCCACCAGAAAACCUCAAAAGUGCGCAAUCAAACAUUGUGGCCGAUAUUUAUGGCACUGGAAUGCAAGGAGGAGAAUUUAAAGCUACUCAGCUAACGACUACAGUUCAGAAACUGAACCAAGAACUUCUUAAACUGGCUAUGCACACAGAACAUUCUGGUGAGGACAUUGCAGCAGCGGAAGAGAAUCAGAAUUUUUCCAAUUAUGAGAUUCCUUCAAGGAAAAGCAAGGAAAAAGAUCGGCACAGACAGAUCACCGUCAGACGCAGCUCAGCAGACAAUAUCAAGGUUGUACCAGUGACUGGUGAUCGACGACAUCCAGAUACCUCCACGACAGAGUCAGAUGAUUCAUCAGAAGACACCUACACAAAAGUUGCUUGGAGGUCCAGUGUAGCUUCCAAAACUCAUCCGGAGAACGAAAGACUAUUGAUGUCACAUGGCGAACAUCCACCCCGAGGUUACGUUCCGAGAAGGAAGAAGUUGCAAAGAGUUUGUAGAAGUAGUUCCAGUCCUGGAAGAAAGAGGUCCAACACUUUCCACACCCAGAAGGAUUUAGAGAGGUCAGACAUACCUCAGAAAUGCCAGUCAUUUCGUCUUUCUCGUGAAAAGAGCAUUCUGGUGGGAGAGUCAGAAAAAGCUAUUUCCGAUAAACUCAUUCACAUUCCGAAUUGUAAAUCCAGCCUUGCUUAUGAAGAAUUAAUAAAGUUACUGACUAAGAAAUACCAACUUAAAAAGCGUCUGACUGAGAAUUCAAUAAGUAUUCAGCCUGUAGUUACUGGCGAGGACAAUUAUGGGUGGUUAAGAGAAGUUGCAUCAGAUUCAAAGAUUCCGUUCCUUAUUCAGAUGCAACAAAAUGUCGAAAGCCAACUGUCAAAAGACAGUAAGUAUCCAACAAGGUCAAUGAGUGAUAAACACAAAAAUGAUGUCGCAAGUGAAAGAAGAGAGCAUAUACAGAAAAAAAGAAGCAAAAAACGCGUUAAAUCUCCAAACCAUAACUCGUCAUUGAAUGCAGAAGGCGCUCCAAGCCCUCCAGAGUUCAAUGAGCAUACCAUAGGAAAUACUGAUCCUCAGGAAGCGAAAUUCGACCUCGGGUUACCGCGAAAAGAGUCACUAAAAAGUGAGGAGAAUCAAGAGAAUAAUACGGUUUUCAGACCUAGUUGUGAAACAGACCAAUGUAGCAAAGAUGCAGCAACUGUAACCAUUCAGCUACCAAAGAGGAAACCAAAAAAGACUCAUCAACCUGUUGAGGAAAAAUCUGAUUCUCAGCUGCCAACGUUUACUAUAUCUAUUCCUAAGAAACGAAGUUUAAGUUCUGAGCACGAAUCGAGUAUUUCUGAUAAUUCCUUCCGAGAAACCUAUAUUAUUCCUCAAAGAAGCAAUUCCAUUGAAAAUUCUGAAGACAGUCAAGCUUUUAACGAUACGUCAAAAUCAGCAAUUUCAACACCAGAUAUGAAAGACUCCUCCUAUAAUGAACGCAAUCUUACCAUUUUUUAUCCUAGGAAAGAUGCAAAGGAUUAUUUUCAGUCAGAGUCCAUAUCAAGAAAACGUAAGGCAGAGAGUGAGGAUGAUUCAGGAAAAGGUACUUCAUGUAGUGAAGCAACUUCUGUCAUGGAAAAUUCAUUGUUUCAAAAGUCAUCUGAUCAGAUAGAAAAGCCAUGUCCAUAUAAUGGUAGAGAAACUAAAUCAAAAGUCCAGGAAGUUUCUUACAUAAAGUCACCUUCAGCACCUCAGCUAGACUGGAGGAAAGUGUGCGCAAAGAAAAUAUCUCGAGAAGGUGCGCCAAAUGUAAGAACUCUGAUAGAAAAGUACAACAGAGUAGCAGAGUCUCAAACAGUCCAAAGUCCAGUGUCCAGCAACUUAAACUCUCCUGUAGAGAGAAGAAAAGUUUCAUACACUACCAGUCAUUGCCUAUCCGAUUCAAGCAUUUCGCCUCAAUCUCUCAGUGUGCCAAACACACCAAAUGUGGUUUCAGCAUCUAUUUUUUAUAAUCCCCUUGUUUUUAAACCGACAAACUUAGAUUUAUUUUCCAGUACUCCCCCGGAAAGUCCAAUGUCUAGAGCCAGAAAUGAAGCUCUCAUAAAAGCUAAACAAACUUUUAUGUCUUCGCAAGAUAAGUUACCGCAAGUAUCAGAUGUUCAAGAAAGUUCUAAAUCCGAAAUUACGAACAUUAGAACUAUAAACACAACCUCUAUUCCUGGUACGUAUGGCACAAAAGAGAAUAUUCCUGCAAUCGACCAACAUAAGCAUGAAGAUGAUUCAGUUUCUAAUUGUUCGAUGGAUUCAAUGAGCUUAGUGGUAUUUCGCACAGGAGAGUCUUGUAAAGAGUCUCGUUUGUCGAAACGAAGCGUAGAGAAUCCAAAGCAAGAACAAGCCAAUGAACCAAGCAGUUUAAAACCUUCUAAAUCUCUGUCAAAUUCUUCCUUGUUCAAAAGUGUUCUCAGCUCAGACUUUAAGGUUCCUUCUAGCCUUCUCAGGUUGAAACGCAGUAAACGGAAAAAGGAUAUGGGAGCAGUGAGCCACUUGUGUCGUCAAAGCCUGCUUCUGUCAGAAGAUUCUCAAGAUACUACUCCUCCACCAUCUCACAAAAGCUGUCCUUCCUCACCCGAACUGAAAUCGAAAGGUUCUAUAAAACCGAACUGGUUUCAGAGGAACUUAUUCCGUCAUAAGUGAACUGAUCAUUUCAUUCGUAUACAUUUCUAAAAAAUACAUUUUAUUUAUAUAUUUAUGUUAAUAAAUAAACG